UCUGGCUUUCAGUCUUGCCACACCCCCAGACACAAUCACACACAGAUAUACAUACUCAAAAACACUCUUGUAUACCCAAACACUCGUAAACACACCCUGAACAUACCUAUAUAUACCCAACUCAAAUAUACAUACAUACAUACACACAAUUGUGAAGUGUUACCAUAAUCUUGGCAAAUUGUAGCACCACCAAGCGCCAAGACAACAGUGAACCAUCUUUACAAGCCAAGUCAACAUUACCCCUUGACCACAACCCUCCACACUGCCCUACGUCCAUUUAUAUAAGGUUCUGGCGUGUAAAUGGAAGCAGUAGAAGGAAGAAAAAAGAGAGAAAGCAAAGAGGAGGACGAAGAUGAAAGGAGAAAAGGAGGAAGAAGAGGAGGAUCCAAGCCACAAUAUUUAGGCGCCUCAUGCAUCAGGAUAACCAAAGUGAAAGUUCCCGCGGCUGUUGAGAUCGGAGGCGCCGCCGAGCUGGACUGCGAGUGGGAGCGAGAAGGCGACACGAUGUACUCAAUCAAGUGGUACCAAGGCUCCACGGAAUUCUACAGGUACACUCCCUCAGCACAGAAGCAAAUACAGAUAUUUGAGCCCACCACGCUGGAUGUUGAUCGCGCCAGGUCAUCAGGGGGCAGUGUGCGCGUGGCCAACAUUACGGUGGAGGCAGAGGGGCCCUUCCACUGUGAGGUGUCCGCUGAGGGCCCCACCUUCCACACCGCCUCAGACUCCGCCAAGAUGUGGGUGGUGGCUCUGCCCAAUCAAGGCCCUAUAGUGAACGGGGUCAAAGGUCACUACCAGGUCAGAGAUUGGGUUGACCUCACUUGCAUAUCGCCAAGGUCACGGCCCGCUCCCAGAUUGACCUUCACUAUUAACGGCAGCCCGGCGUCAGAAGGGUGGCUGGAGAAACAGAAGACAACAAGAGGAGGGGAGGGCAGAAGUAUAUCCUCUCUACGGCUUCGCUUCUCUCUCCUACCGCGCCUUCUGCAGGAGGGACGCGCCCUGGUCACCUGCCUUGCCGAGAUACCCAAACUGUGGCAGAGGGAAACGCAGGUCGCCCUCAGCACUAGACCUUCCUACCAGGCCUCCGUCAGGGGUACUACUGACGGAGGCGGUGCUGGUGGUGGUGGUGGUGGUGAUGGUGCAGGUUCUAGUUCCCUCCUCUUCCUCCUCCUUCUCCUCCUCCUCCUCCUCUUUUCUCAACGACAUCUCCUAACGUGGGCUUGAGAAGACUCCUCCUCCUCCUCCUCCUCCUCCAGAUGCACCACCGCCACCAUCUUUGUACUCCAGUCCCUUGUAAUAUAAUUGUAAUGAAGAGGAAGAAGAAGAAAAAAAUAAUAAUAAUAAUAAUAAUAAUAAUAAUAAUAAUUGUAAUUGUAAUAUAUUGUGUACUGUAGUAGUAGUAGUAGUAGUAGUAGU
This is a messenger RNA of Portunus trituberculatus (swimming crab), 1413 nucleotides long. RefSeq lists its product as uncharacterized. Bases 301 to 1221 code for a protein of 306 amino acids. Lineage: Eukaryota; Metazoa; Arthropoda; Malacostraca; Decapoda; Portunidae. The record is from RefSeq and is a predicted model, not a curated record. The transcript is spliced from 8 exons.